CUUUGCUGGAAAUAGACUAUUCCCUUGUAACUUUUAGUCACUUCACCAAACCCGUACUGAUUCCCUCCCCCCCACAUUCCUCAAACUUAUUUCUUCUUUCUUUAAUUUCUUUUUGAGAGUGAGUCUCAGGCUUGGCUUGGGAGGGGGAAGGAGUUUCUACUUUUUAGUUUUUCCAAUGGAGAAUGGUGGUGUCCAGACAUUUGAGCUUGUGGUGAAGCAGGGACGGCCGGCGCUUGUCCCUCCGGCAGAGCAGACGGAGAAGGGUCUCUACUUCCUCUCCAACCUUGACCAGAACAUAGCAGUCGUGGUUCGCACCAUUUACUCCUUUAAAUCUGAGCAGAAAGGCAACGAGGAAGCUGCCAGAGUCAUCAGGGAUGCCUUGUCAAGAGUCCUUGUUCGCUACUACCCGCUUGCUGGGCGGCUGACAAUUAGUCCCGAGGGGAAGCUUACAGUGGAUUGCACUGGGGAAGGAGCUGUUUUCGUCGAGGCAGAGGCCAAUUGUACCAUAGAAGAGAUAGGUGACAACACCAAGCCUGAUCCUGUGACUCUUGGCAAGCUGGUUUAUGACAUUCCUGGUGCCAAAAACAUUCUUGAAAUUCCCCCUCUGGUGGCUCAGGUGACAAAGUUCAAAUGUGGAGGAUUUGUCCUCGGCCUCUGCAUGAACCACUGCAUGUUCGAUGGGCUCGGUGCAAUGGAAUUUGUGAACUCAUGGGGAGAAACAGCCAGAGGCUUACCCCUCCGAGUCCCCCCAUUUCUAGACAGAACCAUUCUCAAGGCUCGAAACCCCCCAGAGAUCGAGUUUCCCCACCACGAAUUUGCUGAAAUCGAAGAUAUAUCAGACACUGCCGAUCUCUACAAACAAGAAAUGCUGUACAGAUCCUUCUGUUUUGGCCCUGACAAACUUGAACAACUCAAACUUAGAGCAAUGGAAGACGGGAGUCUAAACAAGUGCACUACAUUUGAAGCUCUUUCUGCAUUUGUCUGGCGAGCCCGAAGCAAGGCCCUGAAGCUGAAACCUGACCAGCGAACCAAGCUGCUCUUUGCAGUUGAUGGCCGGCCUAGAUUUGAGCCACCACUGCCAGAAGGAUACUUUGGCAAUGGCAUAGUGUUGACCAAUUCUAUGUGCCCUGCAGGGGAGCUGAUGGACAACCCCUUUCCCUUCGCGGUAAGACUAGUUCAGGAGGCAGUUAAAAUGGUCACUGACAGCUGCAUGAGAUCAGCGAUCGACUACUUUGAAGUAACAAGAGCCAGGCCUUCACUGACUGCAACUCUGCUGAUCACCACCUGGUCCCGGCUCUCCUUCCACACCACCGACUUUGGGUGGGGAGAGCCUCUGUUAUCAGGCCCUGUGGCCUUGCCUGAGAAGGAAGUGAUUCUCUUCCUUUCUCAUGGCAAAGACAGGAAAAACAUCAAUGUGCUUCUGGGAUUGCCGGCCCCUGCCAUGAAAAUCUUUGAAGAUCUCAUGAAGAUCUAGCUAGGAAGAACACCCUGAAUUCUUCCAUUAUUUGAUUGUUUUGAGGACUAUAUCUUGUGACUGUCACAUACAGUAUCUAUACAAUUUGUUUUGUUGAGUUCACAAAUGCAGUUUCAUAUCAUGCCUGCUGGUUCCAACUUCCAACAUGGGGGAGGAAGUGACAGAAAAUUCCUCCUAUUUGCUAUUUGGUGACCGUGAGAGAACGUUUGGAACCAAGAGCCAGGCAGCACAGUUUCAUAUCAUCUGCUGGUCAAUUCUAGUACUUAUUUGUUUCCUUGUA
Molecule: messenger RNA, 1754 nt
Organism: Diospyros lotus (date-plum)
Lineage: Eukaryota; Viridiplantae; Streptophyta; Magnoliopsida; Ericales; Ebenaceae
Product: omega-hydroxypalmitate O-feruloyl transferase
Exons: 2
Coding region: 176-1474 (432 amino acids)
Molecular function (GO): acyltransferase activity, transferring groups other than amino-acyl groups
Source: RefSeq, a predicted model, not a curated record